UCCGAACCCGGCGGUCCCCAUCGCGAGGCGGCAAUUCGCGCAGAAGGCUCACCACCAACAUGCUCCAUUGGCUAUAAAGACGGUCUCUACAUACCACCGGUCACUGCGAAGAACAUCUACCGGCCACAAUGCUGCCCAGGGCGGCCCGCGCGCCUUGCUGGCGUGCCUCGGGACGCUUCAUACACCACACUUCGGCCGUUCCGCGCCCAACGUCAUGGGCGUCUGCUUCCUACGGGUUGCAACGCAGAAUAUUCUCAACCACCCGAAGUCCGCUGAGGAGUCCGACCCCUCAGAGCACCCCAGAAAAGUCGCACGCACCGAGUCCCAAUGAUCCGUCUACGACUCGACCGGGCGCCGCCAAUGUCGCGCAGAGCCCCACGGGUACUCAGAAUACCACGGCGACCCCGAAACGGGACCUGCUCAGCGAAGCUCCGGUGGCGACAAAAGCACAGAGGAAGGCAGACUGGGCGAUAAUGAAAGAAAUGGCAAAGUACCUCUGGCCGAAGGAUGACUGGGGAACCAAGCUUCGUGUCGGAACUGCUCUGUCACUACUGAUUGGUGGCAAGAUCUUGAACGUCGAAGUGCCCUUCUACUUCAAAAGCAUCGUUGAUUCUAUGAACGUGGACUUUGCGACCUUUGGGGGAACUGCUUAUACGGUGGCAGGAUCUAUGAUCAUUGCUUACGGUGUCACUAGGAUCGGGGCAACUGUUUUCCAAGAACUGCGGAAUGCUGUAUUUGCCAGUGUUGCUCAGAAGGCGAUCCGCAAGGUCGCCCGAAAUGUAUUCGAGCACCUGCUACGGCUCGAUCUCAACUUCCAUCUCUCUCGGCAGACCGGUGGACUGACGCGAGCAAUUGACCGUGGAACGAAAGGUAUCAGCUUCCUACUGACUUCCAUGGUCUUCCACGUGGUGCCUACUGCUCUCGAAAUAUCUCUUGUUUGCGGUAUUCUAACCUAUCAAUAUGGCGUCCAAUUUGCUGCAAUCACCACUGCGACGAUGGUCGCAUACUCUGCUUUUACGAUAACGACCACCGCCUGGAGAACCAAGUUCCGCAAACAGGCCAAUGCCGCAGACAACCGUGGUGCCACGGUUGCCGUCGACUCCCUGAUCAACUAUGAGGCCGUCAAGUACUUCAACAACGAGAAGUUUGAAGUCGCACGUUACGACAAGGCUCUGAAAGCUUACGAAGACGCUUCCAUCAAGGUUACGACGUCUCUGGCUUUCCUCAACUCUGGCCAGAACAUGAUCUUCUCGAGUGCACUGGCGGGGAUGAUGUACCUCGCAGCCAACGGGGUGGCCAGCGGUAGUUUGACUGUCGGUGACCUGGUCAUGGUCAAUCAGCUGGUCUUCCAACUCUCGGUACCGCUGAACUUCCUUGGUUCUGUGUACCGCGAGCUCCGUCAGUCUCUACUGGAUAUGGAAACCCUCUUCAACCUGCAAAAAGUCAAUGUCAAUAUCACUGAGCGACCGGAUGCCAAGCCCAUUGAACUGAAGCAGGGCGGUGAGAUCCGGUUUGAGAACGUUACCUUUGGCUACCACCCCGAACGACCCAUCCUCAAGAACGCUAGCUUUACUAUCCCUGCCGGCCAGAAGUUCGCUAUCGUUGGACCCAGUGGUUGCGGCAAGUCGACGAUUUUGAGAUUGCUGUUCCGCUACUACGAUGUUCAGGAGGGUCGAAUCCUCAUUGAUGGUCAGGACGUGCGUGAUGUAACCGUUGAGAGUCUUCGCAAAGCCAUUGGUGUAGUGCCUCAGGAUACCCCUCUGUUUAACGACACGAUUGCACACAACAUCCGCUACGGCAGGAUUGAUGCGACCGAUGAAGAAGUCCACAAGGCGGCGCAGCGCGCACACAUCCACGAGCUGAUUGAGAAGCUGCCCGAUGGCUACCAGACAGCCGUGGGCGAGAGGGGCAUGAUGAUCUCUGGUGGUGAAAAGCAGCGACUGGCUAUCUCCCGACUGAUCUUGAAAGACCCAGAGCUCUUUUUCUUUGACGAAGCGACCUCAGCUCUCGACACGUACACCGAACAAGCGCUGUUGCAGAACAUCAAUAGUAUCUUAAAGGAGAAAAGACGCACGAGCGUCUUCGUGGCCCACCGACUGCGGACGAUUUACGACUGUGAUCAGAUUCUCGUAUUGAAGGAGGGGCACGUGGCUGAGAAGGGAUCGCAUCGCGACCUUCUGGAGCGGAAUGGCAUCUACGCCGAGCUGUGGAAUGCCCAAGAAAUGUCACUCGCGCAUGGUCUGGAAUCUGAACGGGCGGCGGAGUUGGAGGAGGCCGAACAAGAGGCCUCAACUCAGGCCCCGGAGCGGCGGCCACGAUAAGCAGCCGAUGGGGGGCUUGGACGUUUAUCUUGCU
Aspergillus ibericus CBS 121593 is the source of this 2355-nucleotide messenger RNA. RefSeq names its product ATP-binding cassette Fe/S cluster precursor transporter ATM1 (gene atm1). Gene Ontology annotation, cellular component: mitochondrial inner membrane. Gene Ontology annotation, molecular function: ATP binding; ABC-type transporter activity; ATP hydrolysis activity. The record is from RefSeq and is a predicted model, not a curated record. Gene Ontology annotation, biological process: intracellular iron ion homeostasis; transmembrane transport. The transcript is spliced from 7 exons. Lineage: Eukaryota; Fungi; Ascomycota; Eurotiomycetes; Eurotiales; Aspergillaceae. The coding region runs from base 129 to 2321 and encodes 730 amino acids.